UUUACUGAGAAAUGGUGGAUAUAUGUUGGCUAAUAUACGCGACGUUGGGCCAACCCGGGGGCCAACCUUGGCUUAACGUUGGUCUAUAUCGUCUCCAUCUUUACUGAUAAAUAGUGCAUAUAUAUAUUGGUUGGCUAUAUGACGUUGGGCCAACGUAGCAAAUACGACCUAGUACCGCUACAUCCGGGUAAAAAAAAUUGCAUGCGUGCGCAUGCCCAUGUGCUCAUGCAAUUGCAACGUACGUCAGCCAUAUCCUGUCCAUUUGUCUGGAUCAGUUGCCGGGGAGUACCAACACUGCAUGAUUCCUCUACCCGUUCAGAUCCAGCUACCCCUACCUCGAUCAUCCAGAACAGCAUCAACAGCACCAAGGACCCCUUCGACAUCGACCCCAUCAACCUCCAGAACACUGUCGACCCCAACGACCCCAUUGACCUCAACAUUCAGAAAUAUGGAUGUCGAAGCUGUACCACCACAAGCUAGACAAGAUUUUGAUUCCGACUAACCCAUUCUUUAAAGGUCCAUUGCCUUAGGAAAUUAAAACUUUUAUGUCUUGUAUCAAGACCCUUUUAAAGCAACAUAAUAACAAUUGUUUCAUAAAUAAAUGCCUCCUUAUAUUUUUUACAAUGUUUUGAAAACCUCUCCAAGUUGCUCGUCUAAUGGUGGACCCCGCCCCUUACAAUUCUCAGAGUUCCUCGGAAUGAUUGACCAAAGGAUUAGUGAUGUUAUAUCAAGAACGAUCUCCGCUUAGGCAAGCUACGGUGCUUGCUAGCCAGCUCUGCAGGCAUUAUGUUUUGUACACAAACAUAAACAAUAACUUUUGUUAUUAAAUAGUGUGCUAUGCAUCUUUACUUGUUAUUUAUUGUGGUGAAAUUUCACUAAUGG
Strongylocentrotus purpuratus (purple sea urchin) is the source of this 882-nucleotide messenger RNA. RefSeq lists its product as uncharacterized. NCBI's taxonomy places the organism in Eukaryota, Metazoa, Echinodermata, Echinoidea, Camarodonta, Strongylocentrotidae. The transcript has 3 exons. The record is from RefSeq and is a predicted model, not a curated record. Bases 139 to 480 code for a protein of 113 amino acids.